AAAAAAGCAGAAGCUAUAAAGUGACCAUAGUCACUGCUCAGAGUGUCGCCUGGGGCUGGGUUCUGCAGCUCUGCUGAGCCGGCAAGGGGGAAAAGAAGGAAUAACCAUCCAGGAUGCACUGCUGAACACAAGGGGAUAUGAAGCCAAAAACCUGCACAAGAAGAAAAAUCAACCAACCCAGCCCCAGCUUGGGCCACCAGGUGCUGUUAGUGAUGCAAUUUUCCAGUGUGCCUAGUCUGAAGACCUUAGUCACUGCAGGGCUAUUUGCAACCACUCUCUGGAAUUUAAAAUCCUUCAUUUACCACUUUGAGAUGCCUGCCAAAGUCCCCACAUCCAUUGCACCACUGACACUCUUGGUCUGGGAUUGGCCCUUCCAUCAGACUCUGAACCUUAGUGGUGACAUCUGUGCAGACCUCUACAGCAUUCAGGGUUGCCAGCUGACUGAUGACCGUGGGCUCUUUGACCGGGCAGAUGUUGUCGUGUUCCAUCACCAGGAGCUGCAGCGGGGCAGGGCCAAUUUUCCCAAGGAAAGAAGUAUUCCUUUACAAAAAUGGGUGUGGGUGACCCUUGAGUCCCCCCCACACACUCGGGCAAUGGCUGGCUGGAAGGAUAUCUUCAAUUGGGUCAUGACAUACAGACAAGACUCUGACAUCUUCAUUCCAUAUGGGGAGCUCAUGCUCCACUCAUCAACUAGUGUGAACAUCCCAGACAAGACUGGUUUGGUGUCCUGGGUCAUUAGCAACUACCACCAUAGCCAGAAAAGAGCACAGGUCUACAAAAAUCUGUCCAGACACCUCCACGUGGACAUAUUUGGGAAGGCCAGUAAGAAGCCACUGUGUGAGACCUGCCUCUUAGCCACCACUUCCCAAUACAAGUUCUACCUGGCCUUUGAGAACUCCAUCCACCAGGACUACAUCACUGAGAAGCUGUGGAGAAAUGCCUUGCUAGCUGGUACAGUGCCCGUGGUGCUGGGGCCUCCCAGAGCCAACUAUGAGAAGUUCAUCCCUGCAGAUUCCUUCAUUCAUGUUGAGGACUUUGGGUCCAUGCAGGAGCUGGCCAGCUUUAUUAAGAGCAUGAAUGCCAGCCGCUACAGACAGUUCUUUGAGUGGAAGAAGACGCACAAGGUGAAGCUCUAUGAGGACUGGAGAGAACGGUUCUGUACCAUCUGCACCAGGUACCACACCCUGCCAAAAGAAAAACUCUACCCUGACCUGGAAAACUGGUUCAGGACUUGAAAAGAUGAGACUAGUCCAAAAUGAGUCUCCUCAGCCACAUGCAGUCUAUAUGGAGAAACCAGGCUGUCUGCAGGGGCAGAAAGUGAUCAACUGAUUUGCCUCGAAUAGCUGGUCACCAGAACAGCAGGCUGGGAUUUAGGAGUCCUUACCUCUACUCCUAGUCCUGUGACCUGCUCUAGCUGUAUCCCUUCUCUCAACUACUGUAAAAUGGGAUCAAAAUACUAACACACUCCACACAGGGGCAUUGAGAGAGCUGAACUAGUUGUUACAAGGAAAAUACAUGGUGCU
Messenger RNA from Alligator sinensis (Chinese alligator), 1523 nucleotides. RefSeq names its product fucosyltransferase 7 (gene FUT7). Gene Ontology annotation, cellular component: membrane. The transcript is spliced from 2 exons. The record is from RefSeq and is a predicted model, not a curated record. Gene Ontology annotation, molecular function: alpha-(1->3)-fucosyltransferase activity. Bases 138 to 1235 code for a protein of 365 amino acids. Lineage: Eukaryota; Metazoa; Chordata; Crocodylia; Alligatoridae.